AUGGUACGCAAUAAGAAGCCGAACACCCUGGGAGGCUCCCCACACCGCCAAACCGGCACAUUGGAUGACUACAUGUCCACCCCGGGCUCCCGCGGCGGCCUAUGGCUGACUGGAAACAUGGCACCUGACUCCCCAGGCAGUGAAAGGGUGGGAAGCGCCACAGCACUCUGUGGACACUCUGGCGUUGAUCUGGCAAGAGCUGACCGCAAUAUCGGGGCAAAUGCUGAGGAAGGCUGACACCACCAGCCUCUUGCAACACCUCCGGACGGCCGUCCGUGAGGAGAUCGCGGCCUUGUGCACUGACUUGUCGGCCGUGGAGGUCCGCGUGGAGGCGCUUGAGACGGAGGCCCAGGCAAGCGGCACACAGCAUCAGGCGGCUGAACUAGCUACCACCCGCCAAGGAAACCUGCUCCUAUCCCUCAGAAGACAGGUAGAAGACCUGGUAAACCGACUCCCCUGUCGGAAACGGUCACAACUCUCUUUCAGCAGCUUCUGGGCCAAGAUCCAGUAUGACCGGAUCCAUAGAGCGUUGGGGCCGCCGCAACCUGAUGGCUGCCCCAGAGAUGUCCUGUGCUGUCUUCACUCUUACAGCCUCAAAGAAAAGAUAAUGGCAGCAGCAAGAGGCUCUAACAGCUUCCAGUUCGGAGGCACGGAGGUUGCGCUUUAUCAAGACCUAUCUAGCCUCACCUUAGACGCCAGGCGCGCCCUACGGCCACUGACAACAGAGGGAUCACCUACAGAUGGGGUCUCCAGGUGA
This is a messenger RNA of Pelobates cultripes (western spadefoot toad), 757 nucleotides long. Lineage: Eukaryota; Metazoa; Chordata; Amphibia; Anura; Pelobatidae. The record is from the annotation of a GenBank genome assembly.